This is a messenger RNA of Argentina anserina (silverweed cinquefoil), 2421 nucleotides long. RefSeq lists its product as uncharacterized. The transcript has 13 exons. Gene Ontology annotation, biological process: peptidyl-serine phosphorylation; intracellular signal transduction. The record is from RefSeq and is a predicted model, not a curated record. NCBI's taxonomy places the organism in Eukaryota, Viridiplantae, Streptophyta, Magnoliopsida, Rosales, Rosaceae. Gene Ontology annotation, molecular function: ATP binding; protein serine/threonine kinase activity. The coding region runs from base 412 to 2070 and encodes 552 amino acids.
AUUCGAAAUAUAUAAAAUUAAAAAAUGGAGGGAGGUUGUGGCGGUGCGUCUCUCCUAGCUGCGCGCAACGCAAGCGGAGGACUCUCCAGUUCGUCGGGGCUCCGGACCCGGAGGCCCAGGCCCAACUUCUUACCGACAAUGCCGGUCAUUGCUUAGGCCAAUCUGUUGUUCGACCCCCAAAUAUUUGGGCGGUAAUCCGAAUUCCCCGGCCGCGCUCUCGUCUAAAAUUAUUUCCCUCAUUUUCUUUCCAUCUUCUUCCUCUUUUGAUUCCGCAUUCCUUGAACCGCACGCAAACGACCGGAUCGUGAUUCCGUAUAGCUUUGAACGCCACCGCAGAUAGUAGACCAAUGCAGGUUGCGGUGUUUUGGGGUUGAAAACGGCGGCGUUUUGGGGUCACGUUGGUUGGGAGAAAUGGAUUCGGCAAGGCAGUGGUUCCAGAAGCUUCAGCCGCGGGAUAAGGUGAGGAGCUACGCGAGAAAGAAGGACACGGUGGGCGGCGAAGACGGGUCGAAUACGGAUGACGAGGCGCUGUCCAGUGUCACCAAGCAGAAGGCCGCGGCGGCCAAGCAGUACAUUGAGAAUCACUAUAAAGAGCAGAUGAAGAAUCUCCAGGAGAGGAGAGAAAGACGGAAUACGUUGGAGAAGAAGCUGGCCGAUGCUGAUGUGUCGGAGGAGGAUCAGAACAAUCUUCUCAAGUUUUUGGAGAAGAAAGAGACCGAGUACAUGCGGCUUCAGAGGCAUAAGAUGGGAUGUGAUGACUUUGAGUUGUUGACUAUGAUUGGCAAGGGUGCAUUUGGUGAGGUUCGUGUCUGCAGGGAAAAGACGACAGGUUCUGUAUAUGCCAUGAAAAAGCUUAAGAAAUCAGAAAUGCUUCGUAGAGGCCAGGUUGAGCAUGUAAAAGCCGAAAGGAAUUUGCUUGCUGAGGUGGACAGCAAUUGCAUUGUCAAGCUCUAUUGUUCUUUUCAAGAUGAUGACUAUCUUUAUCUUAUAAUGGAAUAUUUACCUGGAGGAGAUAUGAUGACUUUACUUAUGAGAAAGGAUAUUUUGACUGAAGAUGAGGCUAGAUUUUAUGUUGCCGAAACGGUUUUGGCUAUUGAGUCUAUCCAUAAACACAAUUAUAUUCAUAGGGAUAUUAAGCCAGAUAAUUUACUACUCGAUAGAUAUGGACACUUGAGACUGUCAGAUUUCGGAUUAUGCAAACCAUUAGACUGCAGUACAAUUCAUGAAGACUUCUCAGUGGCAAAUAACGCCAAUGGUUCUGGACAAAAUGAUGACCGUCCCGCAGCUCCGAAACGCACACAACAAGAGCAACUGCAACAUUGGCAGAAGAAUAGGAGAAUGCUAGCUUAUUCAACUGUUGGUACACCUGACUAUAUUGCCCCGGAAGUUCUGUUGAAAAAAGGCUAUGGAAUGGAAUGUGAUUGGUGGUCACUUGGUGCUAUUAUGUAUGAAAUGCUUGUCGGUUACCCUCCAUUCUAUUCUGAUGAUCCAAUGUCAACUUGCAGGAAGAUAGUAAACUGGAAAACUCAUUUGAAAUUUCCGGAAGAAGCCAAGCUAUCUCCAGAGGCAAAAGAUCUUAUUAGUAAACUCUUGUGUAAUGUUAACCAAAGGUUGGGGACAAAUGGCGCAAGUGAAAUAAAGGUUCAUCCUUGGUUUGAAGGUACUGAAUGGGAAAAGCUUUACCAGAUGGAUGCUGCAUUUAUUCCAGAGGUCAACGAUGAUCUGGAUACUCAAAAUUUUGAAAAGUUUGAAGAGGCUGACCACCAAGCUCAGACAUCACAAAAAACAGGGCCCUGGAGAAAGAUGCUCUCCUCCAAGGACAUCAAUUUUGUGGGCUACACAUAUAAAAAUUUUGAAAUUGUCAACGAUUAUCAAGUACCUGGGAUGGCCUCAUUGAAGAAGAAGACCAAUACAUCAAAACGGCCAUCCAUAAAAACUCUUUUUGAUGCUGAGUCAGAGUCAUCGGAGACAUCGGACACACCUGGAAGUGAACAACCUGUGCAAGGCAGCUUUUUGAACAUGUUGCCUCCUGAAUUAGAAGUAUCUCAACGCCGAAGUGAUUCUACCUAACUUGGCCAAUCCAUCAGAUGGACUUGGAGCUUGUCCGUCAACUGAAUUUUGACUUUCAAGUACUUACAUGCAAAUCCUUAUGCUGCCUUUUGAGCCUGUAUAUUUUUCAUGGUUCUGUCAGCUGGAGAUCUUCGAGGUUUGAUGAAAAUAUCAGUCUCCAAGUUCUGAAGGAGGAUGAUGGAUCUUGAAGAAGCAACUAAUAUUGAGCCUUCUGAGAUAAGCUAGCGGCCUGUAAGUUUCUCUUUUAUCAACAUGUUCAAGAGUAAAUAUCCAUUCUCUUUUGUAAUCUUUUUUCCAUCCUUUCUUGUUGUCACAUUGUCAAAUACCAAAUAUUGUACAAAGACACUCUCA